Messenger RNA from Cylindrotheca closterium, 1023 nucleotides. Lineage: Eukaryota; Bacillariophyta; Bacillariophyceae; Bacillariales; Bacillariaceae. The record is from the annotation of a GenBank genome assembly.
AUGACGAGUACGGACGAGGAUCCUGCCGCCGAAAUCACGGCAGCCUUCGGAACGUUUGAUCUUGAUGAGGAGGCUGACGACAAUGACAACAAACCCACAAUUGACAGCUACGAUCCUUUUGGUGUUGGUGCGCCACUCGCUUCAGAACCCAAGAAAGUCAGUCCAGAAAAGAAAAAGUCCCCAGUUAAGAAAAUUAGUCCAGAAAAGAAAGAUCCACCAAAGAAGUACUUGGCCAAAGACGUUGCACCGAAUUCAGUCCCUCCCCUAAUUUCCAUCAACUUUAAGAUACACGAAGAAAUCUCAUCCAUUGCCAUUAUGGACCCAGAAAUGGAAGGAGCUUCUGAGAUUUUUGUUCAAGGAGGUGUAAUGGCACAAAUGACAUCUUCUGAUGCACACAAGAACUCCCCAUGGUUUUUGGAUGCCAAGACAAAGACAGGAGAAAUUGUGGACGUGACUCCAAAUGUGUCAUAUUCCAAAAAGUGGGAUGCCCAAAAAGGCCAACGCAAGAAAGCGAGCGUAAUAACAAUUCCAAAAGCGACAGUGGGGUUUGUCCCGAUUGCUAGCUAUUAUUUCAAAGAAACAAUUGAGCACAUGCCAUUGCUCUUGGAACGACGAGUCACGCGAAAGGGAGACAUUGUACAAGUCGCUGUCCAAGUCCGAUCAAAGCUUACAAAUCUUUACGAUCUGACGGACUUGUCAAUUACGUUGGCGCUGCCAGAUCCUGUUAUUGGAGAAGAUGUGGAGGUUAAUGUAGGAGAGGGAAUAUAUGAACCAGUCAAACGUGUAAUUACAUGGAAGCUCAGCGCACUGCAAAAAGGUGACAGCUUCAUGGUUAGUGUUCGGUGCUUGGUGAAUGACGAUGCGGAUGAUGCUUUGUUGAAGUUCCCAAUCGUUCUGAGGUGCAGCUCUCUGGAUCAGAUCAGUACUGGUGAUUUUAAAGCAGUCGAAGCCACUGGCUACCCGGCUGCAAUCUCUUCCGAGGUGAUAUCUAGAACUUUCCGAUUGAUUCACAGGGUGAAAUGA